Haliotis rubra (blacklip abalone) is the source of this 545-nucleotide messenger RNA. RefSeq lists its product as uncharacterized. NCBI's taxonomy places the organism in Eukaryota, Metazoa, Mollusca, Gastropoda, Lepetellida, Haliotidae. The annotation marks the transcript as partial. The record is from RefSeq and is a predicted model, not a curated record. The transcript has 4 exons.
UUCUUGACGUUGAGGAACCAGGAAGCUGGGCCCAGUUGACGGGUUUUCUGUCAAGGAAGGGAUACGAGUUCAGCGCCGUGUCCCUCUAUCCAUGCAGUGACUUCGCCAAGGGGCUUGGUGUCACCAUGCCAGACGACAUGUGGGCGUCAUCUUUUGAGGAUGAGGAUCUCCUGAUGGACAGGAAGACACUUCUUGUAGGAGAUUCGUCAACUCUUGAGUACGAUGAAAUGCUGAAGUGGACGUUCGAGGAAAGAUGUAGCCCUUGGCAAAAUCCGGCCAGAGACAGGCAUGUUUCAAAACUCCUCGCCGUAUACCCAGUUGAGCUGCUGUACUUCGGGCCAGUUAGCCAACAUGGCAUAGACGAAAUGGAAGUAUAUUUCCGUGGAUCAAGGAAAUUCCACAAUGAAGUAACACGAAUCAAAACCUCAAUCAUUACACAUAAUUUCACAAAACCAUCGUUGCGCAGCAAACACCCAAGUCUUGUACUGUAUAUGAGACUGACAGGCGUAGCAGCGACCUCAGAAACCCAAAGUCUCUCCGGCUAA